AUGCAAAUCUCCGUCACUCUAUUAGCACUAGUAUUUCUUCUCUUCAUUUUGGCAGAUGCUUACCAAAUUCAUCACAGUCGUAAUUAUGAUCGAGAUACUUUGGUUCAACAGCUUCGUCAUCUCCUUGAACAGGAAAGUGAAGAUGAUUUAAUGAUGAAACGAAAAACUCAAGCUGGUCUUGAUCAUCCUGAAAUAUUAAAAGAAUGUCAGAAUGAAUGCAAAUAUUUACGAGUAGAUGCAAGUGUAACUGAUGAAGAAUUGCGAAAACCAUACAAAAAGUGUCGCGAUGAAUGUGUCGACGAGAAACUCGCAGAACAAGAUUGA
Adineta ricciae is the source of this 324-nucleotide messenger RNA. Lineage: Eukaryota; Metazoa; Rotifera; Eurotatoria; Adinetida; Adinetidae. The record is from the annotation of a GenBank genome assembly.